Messenger RNA from Archocentrus centrarchus (flier cichlid), 1633 nucleotides. RefSeq names its product sorting nexin 22 (gene snx22). The coding region runs from base 77 to 667 and encodes 196 amino acids. The transcript has 7 exons. The record is from RefSeq and is a predicted model, not a curated record. NCBI's taxonomy places the organism in Eukaryota, Metazoa, Chordata, Actinopteri, Cichliformes, Cichlidae. Gene Ontology annotation, molecular function: phosphatidylinositol phosphate binding.
GGGCGCGGAGUGUAGCGUUACCUCUCAGUGUUCAAUCAGCUGCAGAAAGUAGACCUCAGACCGCUGGAAGAGUCCGAUGCUGCUGCGGGAAGAUUUCCCCAUGAUUGAAGUGUCGAUACCAUCGAUGGAGAAGGAGGUGGAUGAGUCGGGAAAGACUAAAAAGCUUUUCAGAGUUGAAGUCUUGUUCAAUGAGAGGAAACAUUUUGUGCUCAGAAGAAACAGUGAAUUUCACACUCUCCACAGAAAACUCAAGAAGAUCAUCCAGACUCCAGAUUUCCCAAGCAAAAGGAACCCACAUCUGAGGACCAAGCCUCUGGAGCAGAGGAAGCAGGAGCUGGAAGAUUACAUCCAGGAUAUCAUAAACCAGAAUGAAGAUGUACCGCAGGCGCUGCUGGACUUCCUCCACAUUAAACAUUUCCACACAGGGAACAAGAUGAGCAGCAUUGAAUCAUUUGAUGAGCUGGACAGCCAGGAUGACAAUUUUCAGUUUACCAAUCAGCGAGUGUUGGGAUUCUUUCAGGAUCCUUAUCUCACCGACAGCACGUCGGGUCUCCCAGACGUCGUUGUAGACGGGGUUCUUCAGGGUUUUUACCCCCGAGACGUCCGGGUCAGCUUCACUGCCCCCACAAUCGCUGACUCUGAGCCCACCCAUCCUACAGAGGCCUGAAGUGCAGUAUAGUUAAAUACACAAUAUUAGCAAAAAACACUAUGCAAUUUUUAAAAAGCCAUCAGCACAACAAGCUAAAGUAAAAGGACAGUUUUUGUAUGUUUGACCCAGUGAGACUAAAAACCGUCACCCAGGCUUUGUUGCUGCAGUGCUCCACCCACUGUUCUUACAGCAGUUUCUACCCCGACACGGACACUGGAACCACUUUUGAUAACCGCCUCACACUGUGACAGAUUUGAGAAUUAGGUCACAUAAAUAGUGUGGAAAAUAGUGGAGCAUAAAUGGCAGAAAUUGAGGUCAUUUCAGUGGACAGAAAAUCGUGGUGGACUAAAUCAGCACAUUAUCAGUGGAUUUCCUGUUGUGGCCACUGGCAUCUGCAAUUUCAGCUUUUUGAUACUGGCAACUUUUUAAAGGCGAAGUGCGUGAAGUAUGUUCUAGAUUGCACACCAUGAGAGGAAAAGAUAGAUUUGAAGUUUUCAUAUUUAGGACCAAGUAGCAAAACAUGUCAUGAAGCUGUGUUUUAAAUGUACUCGGCGUGUUUUUUUUUGUUUGUUUUUUAAAAAGCUGUGAAGAUUACGGACUGAAUCAAUCGGUGUGUAUUGUGAAUAUGCUGCCACACCACAGCCUCAACCGUUUUACUCUCCAAUUAUUCACUGUGGCGAAGCAGAUGGGAAGUCAUUUUAAAAUAAAAGGCUAGUGGCAGAGUUUAACUUAAAAUUUAUAAGGAAGAUACUUUUUUUUGUCUUUGUUAACGUAGCCAUUUAACCUGCAGAGCAGUCUGGCUGUGGGACAUUAAUAAUAAUAUUCAGGAGCUUGUGCACACAAUUUCUAACAUCCUGACUUUAAUAUAUUUUACAUAUAUGAAGUUACAUUUUAAAGCCAUAUCUGUGCAGUCAAAGGUUUGGCAUGUGACUUUUUUUUGUGGUAUCAUGUUUAUAUUGAAUUUAUAAUAAAGAGUCAAACUGC